Molecule: messenger RNA, 12060 nt
Organism: Penicillium diatomitis
Lineage: Eukaryota; Fungi; Ascomycota; Eurotiomycetes; Eurotiales; Aspergillaceae
Exons: 5
Coding region: 1-12060 (4019 amino acids)
Biological process (GO): fatty acid biosynthetic process; secondary metabolite biosynthetic process
Molecular function (GO): 3-oxoacyl-[acyl-carrier-protein] synthase activity; fatty acid synthase activity; phosphopantetheine binding
Source: RefSeq, a predicted model, not a curated record
AUGGCUUCUUCCACACCUCAGCCACCCGAACCUAUAGCCCUCGUUGGCAGUGGCUGCCGAUUCCCUGGCGGUGCUAACUCCCCAUCUGCAUUGUGGGAGCUCCUGGCAAGCCCUCGCGAUGUGUGUCGAGACAUUCCACAAGAUCGAUUUAGUAGAGAGGGCUACUAUCACCCCGACGCCAGCCACCAUGGCACCACAAACGUUCAAAAGUCAUAUCUUUUGCAGGAAGACUUGACGCUAUUCGAUGCCGCUUUUUUCAAUAUCAGUCCUGCUGAAGCAGAAGCAAUGGAUCCGCAACAGCGUCUACUUCUGGAAACAGUGUACGAGGCCCUCGAGUCUGGUGGACACACGACCGAAGCCUUGCGAGGAUCCGAUACUGCCGUAUAUGUUGGAACGAUGAGUGUGGACUACUAUGACACACUCCUCCGCGAUCUCCAGACCAUCCCGACAUAUUUUGCAACGGGCACAAAUCGAGCUAUCAUCUCGAACCGAGUUUCUUAUUUCUUCGACUGGCAUGGACCAAGCAUGACAAUUGACACGGCCUGUUCGUCUAGUCUGAUUGCAGUACAUCAAGGCGUGAAGUCCCUACGUACCGGCGAAUCGCGCGUCGCUGUCGCAUGCGGUACGCAGGUGAUCUUGAAUCCGGACAUGUAUGUUGCUGAGAGUAAGAUGAGGAUGCUGUCACCCACCGGCCGAUCCCGGAUGUGGGAUGCAGAUGCAGAUGGAUAUGCCCGGGGAGAAGGCGUUGCAGCAGUUAUUAUGAAGCGAUUGAGUGAUGCCAUUGCAGAUGGCGACCACAUCGAGUGCAUUAUUCGUGAAACUGGAGCCAACCAGGACGGUUUCUCCAACGGUAUCACAGUACCGAGUACAGACGCCCAAGCAGCGCUCAUUCGACACACUUAUGCAAGUGCUGGAUUGGAUCCCGUGAAAAAUCCCGACGAUCGUCCGCACUUUUUUGAGGCACAUGGCACUGGUACUCAGGCGGGAGAUCCCAAAGAAGCGGCUGCGAUCCACGAAUGCUUCGGUCAAUAUACCACAACCACCCCAUUGUAUGUGGGCUCUGUCAAGACCGUCAUUGGCCACCUUGAAGGAUCUGCGGGGUUGGCUGGUAUCUUGAAGGGUGCUGCUAUGAUCCGUGAGGGGCUUGUGGUGCCUAAUAUGCUUUUCAAUCGAUUGAAUCCGCGCGUUGAACCAUUUUAUCAAGGUUUACACGUACCAACACAGCUGACUCCCUGGCCGGUUCUUGGAAAAGGCCUACCUCGACGUGUCAGUGUCAACAGCUUUGGAUUUGGUGGCAGUAAUGCUCAUGCUAUCUUGGAGGAGUAUCUGGCUCCAAAUUCAAAGCCCAAGGCCAAUACUACCAGCACACCUUUCGUGUUCUCAGCCAUGUCAGAGGCUUCUUUGGUCUCUCAGCUACAUUCGUACAGUGCACAUCUGAAAGCCCAUACGGAUAUCAAUCCUGCUGACCUGGCCUGGACACUUCAAUCUCGCCGAAGCAAGCUUCCGACGAGGAUUACCUUCUCAGCGUCAACGACUGAACAAUUGGCAGUCAAUAUUGAUGCCAAACUUGCAAUUGUCGCCCAGAAUCCAGGUUUUCUGAUUGGAACCCGUUUGUCUGCGAAGUCCACAGCCGGAUUUGCAAAAGUCCUGGGUGUUUUCACAGGACAAGGUGCCCAAUGGGCAACCAUGGGCGCGCAGCUCAUUCGCAAAUCCAGUUGGGUGCGAGAUCGAGUACUUGACCUUCAAAAGUCGCUAAACACUUUGCCUGUUGCCGAUCGCCCUGACUGGCAGCUGUUGGAGGAAAUUCUGGCUGAAGAAGGUGUUUCUCGGAUUGGAGAGGCGUCUCUGUCACAACCACUCUGCACUGUUCUCCAAAUUAUUUUGGUCGACCUUCUCAAGAUCGCGGGCAUCGUUUUUACAGCAGUCGUGGGCCAUUCUUCAGGAGAAAUUGGUGCCGCAUACGCCGCUGGUCUGUUGUCCGCCUAUGAUGCCGUCCGGAUCGCCUACUAUCGUGGUCUACAUGUGCGUUUGGUCGGCAACGAGGCAGGAAGCCCGAAGGGCGCAAUGCUUGCGGUCGGUACGUCGUGGGAAGAUGCAGACGAGCUUGUGAAUUUGAAGUUUUUCAGGGGCAGACUGAAGAUUGCUGCACACAACUCACCAGCCAGUGUCACUCUGUCGGGAGACGCCGAUGCCGUGAUUCAUGCGAAGAAAGUCUUCGACGAGGAAACGAAAUUUGCACGCUUCUUGAAAGUUGAUACGGCCUAUCACUCUCACCAUAUGCUGGCAUGCGGUGAUCCAUACGUUGAAUCAUUACGAAACUGUGAUGUGAAAGUCAAUCAAGAGCUGAGCUGUACUUCCUGGUUCUCCAGUGUGAUGUCAAGCAGCGACAGAAUGACUCCCACUGGCAGUCUUCGAGACACAUAUUGGAGGGAUAACAUGACAAAUACGGUUCUUUUUGCCGAUGCAGUCAGGAAUGCUGUCACAAGCGAUGACCAGAUAAAUCUUGUCAUGGAGGUUGGUCCCCACCCCGCUCUCAAGGGACCCGCGACACAAAUCAUUUCAGAGAUACGAUCCAGCCCUCUUCCGUAUUGUGGUGUGCUCAGCCGAGGCGUGGACGACCUUGAAGCGCUGUCAGAUGCACUGGGAUUUCUUUGGGCUCAUUCGGGUGCUGAUGACGUGAACUUCCAAUCUUAUGAAAGGACGCUUUCUGGUAAAUGCUACCAGCCAAACUUGAUAGUCGGUCUACCGGCAUAUCAAUGGAACCAUGACAAGACUCACUGGAACGAGUCCAGAAUAUCACGAGCUCUCCGAGGCAGACAGCAGCCUCCUCACGAGCUAUUGGGCGUCCGUUCUUCGGAUUCCAAUGAUUAUGACAUGCGAUGGUCAAAUGUCCUUAAGUUGUCGGAAAUACCAUGGAUUGAAGAUCAUCAGUUGCAAGGUCAGCCCGUUUUUCCAGCGGCAGGAUUUGUCACCAUGGCGCUGGAAGCAUCCAGAGUCCUCGCCGCCGAUCGGGAAGUACGACUUUUCGAGCUCGAGAACCUGAAUCUUCCACGUGCGGUUACCUUUGAAGAAGGAGAUAGCUCUGGCGUCGAGACACUGGCGACCCUGACGGCAACGAAAUACCAUAAUGAUGGCAACCUGGCCACAGCUGACUUCUCAUGUUACUCCAGUCCCAUCGCCAGUUCUAAAUCCCAAUCAAAGAUGGAGCUCAUGGCUACCGGACGGGUCAAAAUUACGUUUGGACCUCCUAUGGAGGCCGCCUUGUCAGGAGAUCUGCUUGAGGAUUACCACAUGUCAGCGGUCGACAAGGAGCAAUUUUAUUCAGCCCUUUCAAAGCUCGGAUAUGGUUACUCGGGAUCUUUUAGAGGAGUGUCUUCUUUGAGGCGUCGCCUUAAUGAGUCCUUUGCGAUGCUGGAUACUUUCCCCCACUCAAGAUAUCUGGUUCAUCCGAGCACGCUGGAUGUUGCUUUCCAAACAUCGAUGCUUGCGUAUUCAGCUCCUGGAGACGAGCGUCUGUGGUCAUUGCAUAUUCCUAUCUCAAUUGGUAGUAUCCGAGUCAACCCUGCGGCGUGCGCAACAGUGCCGCCUGACGGAUCUCAGAUACCGGUUUGCGCAAUAAUCGACGAGCAAGCACAUACGUUCUUGGCAAACAUCAAUAUCUUCAGUGAGGGUGGAGCACAUCCUAUGGUCCAGAUUGACGAUUUCAAAAUCAAGGCCUUUGCACCUGCUACUGCGGAUGACGAUCGUCGGCUGUUUACACAUACCAGCCUCGAAUUUGCCUUACCCAAUGGCAACUCAAUCGCAGAGAACAUCGUCCCUACGGCAGAUGAAGUUGACCUGGCUCUAGUCUGUGAAAGGAUAUCGUACUACUAUAUUCGCAAGUGGAACGAUGAGAUCACUGACGAAGAAUGGGCACAUGGUCAACCGCACCAUGCACACCUCCGAGCCUGGAUCAACCACACCCUUUCAACUGCAGCCCAAGGAGAGCAUCCAACCCUUAAGUGCGAGUGGAUCAAUGAUACGCACGAGGAUAUAGCUGUUUUAGCCAACGAACAUCCAAACAGUGUCGAUGUCAAGCUGCUUCGCGCUGUCGGAGAAAACAUUCCAGACGCCGUGCGAGGACAGACAACGAUUUUGGAACACAUGCUUCCCAACAACCUUCUUGAUAAUUUCUAUAAGCAAGGCGUGGGUAUCGAAAGAUAUAACGCCUUCCUAGCGAGCAUGGUGCAGCAGAUCACGCAUCGCUAUCCUCACGCCGAUAUUCUCGAGAUAGGCGCUGGCACGGGCGGAGCCACCAAAUCUGUUCUUGAAGAAAUUGGCAACACUAUGUCAUCCUACACAUACACCGACAUUUCCGCCGGCUUCUUCAAUAAAGCCUCUGAUCUCUUCAAGGUCUACAGUGACAAAAUCACAUUCAAGACCUUGGAUAUUGAGAGAGCACCGGCCAGUCAAGGCUACAAACCAUACUCUUAUGAUAUCAUCCUCGCUUCGAACGUGCUACAUGCAACAGUGUCACUACAGAAGACACUUGAGAACACCCGGCAGCUGUUGAAGCCUGGCGGGUUUCUGCUUAUGCUGGAAAUCACGAACCAGGGACCUACUCGCUUUGGUAAUGUCAUGGCUGGUCUGCCAGGCUGGUGGCUUGGCGUGGAUGAUGGUCGCCAAUGGGCACCUACUGUUACCCCAGGUCAAUGGCACAAUGCUCUGCGCAAAUCUGGAUUCGCCGGCGUCGACGCGAUUACGCCAGAGGUUGAUGGCAUCACCUGGCCCUUGUCUAUCAUAGCAGCGCAGGCUAUAGAUGAUCGAGUGAACUUCCUGCGACGGCCGCUGGCUUCUCGUCCUUCCCCGCCCGGAUCUUCCGUUCGUGUGGAAAGUCUUGCUAUCCUAGGCAAGAAGAGCCUUCAAACUGCGAGACUCUCGGAGGAGCUUUCUGAAUUAUUGAGCCACCACUGCGAUGAGAUAGUCGUUCUCAAUGGCCUGCCCACAGAACUGGAAGCUGAGAGGAUAAACCCAAUGAGUACCUUCAUCAAUCUUGUGGAUCUUGACACACCAAUUUUCAAAGAUAUCACGGAUGAAAAGAUGAGUGGCCUCAAGCUUAUGUUUGAGCGCGCUAAACAUGUCCUAUGGAUUACUGAAGGCGCCCAUGUCGACCAGCCAUAUCAUAUGGCAAGCAUUGCCUUUAGCCGUGUCAUUCGUAAUGAGCAGGCACAUAUUAACUUGCAUCACCUGGAUAUUUCCGGCAAACACUGGAACGCGGCUCGGUCUAUCGCCGAAUUUCUUCUGCAAGGGGCGGCGUUGAACACCUGGGAGUCACGAACACAGUGGACGGAAGGUCAAAGAUCACAGCCGCCACUUCUCUGGUCUCAAGAGCCGGAGACAUUCCUCGUGGAUGGAGACCUCAAGAUCCCUCGUCUUGUCAGCAGUACGUGCCAGAAUGAGAGACUAAAUGCAUCCAGGCGUUUGAUUCAGAAAAGAGUAUCUCUCUCUGAGUCAAAUGUCUCACUUGAGCUAUCGACCAAGUGGAGGCCAUACCUAGUGGAGAGUGCCGGUUUCUCCCACCUCCGAAGGAGAGACAGCCUCGGACAGCUUGUCCGUGUCACUAUAUCUAGUUUGGCCGCUUAUCGUGUGGCUCCAGAUACCUUCCUUUUCCUAGGAAUUGGCGCAAGCGAGACAGAUCAAAAGCCAACACUAUUCUUGUCAAGCAAUAAUUCUUGGAAGGUGGUUCCAGUGGCUAGCGUCGACAUUGUUGAAGAAACGGACGAUGAAACUUCAUUUGCUCCUCUGCUCGUUUCUGUGGCGAGUGAGCUGCUCGCUUUCUCUGUGCUGGAUUCACUAUCCACAGGGAGUCACAUUUUGGUCCAAUGCUCCACAGAAGAUGGGCUUCUUGCUGAAGCGCUUCUACGUCGGGCGGCUUUGACGACUGCCGUGCGCGUCACAUUUGUAUGCGAGAUCGAUUUGAAUAUCAGCCCUCCAUCACUUGGGCAGUGGAUAUUGCUGGAUUCACGCGCGUCACAACACAUACUACGAAGAACAUUGCGUCGCUUGAAUCCGAGUCAUUAUUUGAACCUGACAGCGAGGGGAUCUUCGAACAUUGUCGCAGCUUUGCCGUCCAAUUGCAGAUAUGUUGAUCGCACUGCCUUGCUUCAACAUGAAUCUUCCUUCCUGACGCCACCUAGUCACUUGAAUGAAUUGCUUGCAGAUGCUCUUGUGCGUGCGAAGGUCUCAAAAUCACCGAUCAGGGAACAGUCUUUCUCACGGCCUGUGUUCGAGGUUAGCCAAAUCCAAGGUAUGGAUAUGCUGGAGCAUGCAACUUGUUCAAUUAUUAAUUGGCCGUCCACCGGAUCUAUACUUGCGGAAAUCCGCCCACUCAGGACUUCAACCAUGUUUUCACCGGGUAAGACAUAUCUUCUCAUCGGAUUGAGCGGAAAGAUUGGUCAGUCUCUCUGCGAGUGGAUGGUAGAAAAUGGCGCUGGUUGUGUUUGUUUGACAAGUCGCCAACCUCGAAUUGACCCGAGAUGGCUGGAAUCAUUCCAAGGAACGAACGCAAUGGUCAAAGUUAUCCCAAUGGACGUCACAGACAAAAGCAUUGUCAAGUCUGUGAUAAACGAGAUUCGAGCAACCUGUCCACCAAUUGCAGGUAUCGCUCACGGAGCUAUGGUCCUUCACGACGCACUGUUUGCCAACAUGGCAGCAGACGAAAUGCGAAGGGUUCUUGCCCCGAAGAUUGACGGCUCCAGGAACGUUGACGAAGUUUUUCACGAUGAAGCGCUCGACUUCUUCGUGAUUCUCUCCUCAUCGGCGAGCGUGAUUGGUAACUCGGGACAGUCUAAUUAUGCUGCCGCCAACGGAUACAUAAACAGUCUCGUGCGUCAACGUCGACGCCGUGGACUGGCCGCUUCGGCUCUUGACAUUGGUCGGGUUGUCGGGAUUGGAUAUGUUGAGACUGCUGGCGAAGCUGUCUCCAUACAACUCGCACGGAUGGGCUUGGCAGCCCUCUCAGAGCCUGACUUGAGACUGGCCUUUGCAGAGACCAUUCAAACAGGCUAUGUGAGCCCAGAAGAUGAGUCCGGUCUACCGGAAGCGGUAGUGACCACCGGCAUUCGUACGAUUCGAGAAAACGAGGAUAUCAAAGGCCCAUGGUUCAGUAAUCCAUUUUUCUCGCAUUGCAUUGUCACUAGUGAGCAUGCAAAUUCUGGCUCGGGAGAGCAGAAACAGCAGACCCGACUUCCUGUUAGCCAACAGUUGUCUCUGGCAACGACCCAGAAUCAAGCAUUGGAAAUACUGCAAGACUGUUUUUCGGCGAAGCUUCAGGCUAUUCUCCAAAUCUCUGAUCAGGAGAUGGACCGUCACGCACCUCUUGUUUCAGUGGGUAUUGACUCACUGGUAGCUGUUGAAGCACGAUCCUGGUUCUUGAAAGAGCUGCAAGUCGAUAUUCCAGUGUUAAAGCUCGUUGGUGGAGCUUCGAUUCAGGACAUUUGUGAGGUUGUAUUGGACAAACUUCCCGAGAAGCUGAAAGGCAACCUGGGAAAGCAAGACGCACCGACCGAUCAGGCUAUGUCAGCAACAGCAACAACAUCUGCUUCAACGACGGCCAUUCCAGAAAGUAUGUCCGAAAGCUCGUCACAAGUUGCUUGUACGCCGCCUUCGUCUGCAUCUACUACAGACGGAAGUCUCCCCGACGAAGAGCUGAAGAUAUCACCUCCAUCUAUCGCCCCGAAGGCUGCAGUUCAUCAGCGAAAGAUCAUCAAAAGAGUGCCAAUAUCGUUGUCACAAUCAAGAUUCUGGUUCCUUCGACUACUUUUGGAAGACCAGCUAACCUACAACGUCACAUUCUACUAUCACGUCGCCGGAGAACUGCGAGCCGCUGACUUGGAGCGUGCCGUACGUGUCGUGACCAACCGACAUGAGGCGUUGCGUACCUGCUUUGUGGAAGAUCGCAAUGAUGCUAGUCAAGCGUAUCAAGAAAUACUGGCAAGCUCUUCUAUCCGACUGGAACAAAAAUCAAUCAGCUCUGUAGCCGAAGUGGCUACCGAGUAUGCCAAGCUCAAGGCCCAUUCAUUCGAUCUAGCGAGUGGUGAGCUUCUAAAGAUCGUUCUACUGACAUUAUCACCAUCUUCACAUUACCUGCUUUUCAAUCACCACCACAUCAUCAUAGAUGGCGUCAGCUUCCAACUUCUCAUCUCCGAGCUUGAGACCGUGUACAAUGGACAGUCACUUGGACCGCUACCGAGACAGUACCCUGACAUCUCCGAGGCUCAGCAUCAAGACAUCGCGUCGGGUCGCAUGAGUGAUGAACUGCAAUAUUGGCGGAGCAUUUUCCCUAUUGGCGAGCAGCCGCCGGUGCUUCCGGUGCUUUCAAUAGCACACACCACCUCUCGGUCGGCAAUGAAGACUUUUGACACUCAUCAGGUGGCAUGCCACAUCGACGCUGCAGUGAUAGCUCGAAUCAAGGCAGCAUCCAGGGCACAGCAAUCCACUCCCUUCCACUUUUAUCUUGCCGCAUUCAAGACCCUACUUUUCAAGUUGAGUGAUGCUCAAGAUCUGACAAUCGGAAUUGCCGAUGCCGCUCGUAACGAAAGCGAUUUGAUGCACAGCAUCGGAUUCUUCCUCAAUCUGCUUCCUUUACGUUUUCGUCGCCAUUCAAGUCAGAAUUUCGUCGAUGCGAUUGCUGAGGCCCGGAGAACAGCCUACUCAGCCUUGGGUAACUCUCGCUUGCCAUUUGAUGUUCUGCUAGCCGAGUUGAAUGUCGCUCGAUCGGCCACACAUAGUCCAUUCUUCCAGGCUUUCUUGGACUAUCGACAGGGUGCUCAGGAGAACCAUGCGUGGGGCAACUGUCAAUUUGAGCUUCAAGAAGCCCAUCCGGGUCGCACAGCAUAUGACAUCACGCUAGAUAUCACUGAUAGUGCCCAAAGUGCCCUUGUUAUGAUACGUGCCCAAAAGAGCUUUUAUGAUUUAACAGCAGCAAAUCUGCUUCUCGAAACAUAUGUCCAUCUGCUUGAUGUUCUCUCCAAUACUCCCUCUCUGGAGCUUGAGAAAACACCAACCUUCAGCGACAAGCAAAGGCAUACAGCUAGGCAGAAUGGUCACGGAGCGGACCUCAUUUCGGACUGGCCCAAAACUUUGAUUCAUCGUCUCGAUCAAGUUGCUCGGGAAAACGCGGACAAAGCUGCGCUUAAAGAUGGCUUUGGCAACUCGUUAACUUAUGCGGAGAUGAUGCAUCGCACCGAAGCUAUCGCAGAAAAAUUACAGAAUGCAGGAGUCGCUCCCGGUGACCGCGUUCUCUGCUAUCAAGAGCCUGCAGUAGACUGGAUCUGCUCCAUGCUGGCCAUCAAAUAUGUUGGGGCAGUCUACGUACCCCUCGACCUUCGGAACCCUUUGCCGCGUCUAGCAGUGGUCUCUCAAGACUGUGAGCCAUUUGCGAUACUUGUGGACGCGACAACAGCGGCUAGUGCUCCACAACUAGAGGUCCCUACUGCGCAGAUCAUUGAUGUGUCCAAGGUCAACCGUGAAGCAUCAAGCUAUAUGAAAAUUCUCGCACAAGCAGAGGCACCAGCAGCGAUUCUCUACACGAGCGGAUCGACUGGUACGCCUAAAGGAAUUGUUGUCACUCACUUUGGUCUCCGCAACGAGAUUGAGGGAUACACCAAAUCAUGGAACUUACGGGCGGAAGACACACUUCAGCAAAGUGCUUUUACCUUCAAUCACUCCGUGGAUCAGAUCUAUACUGGGCUUGCAAACGGUGGCAGCGUCUAUGUGGUCCCGAGUAGUCAGCGGGGUGACCCGCUAGAAAUCACUCGGAUCAUUCAACGACAGGCCAUCACAUACACAAAGGCCACGCCAUCGGAGUACCUUCUCUGGCUAGAGCACGGUUCUGAGAGCCUUCGAACAGCCUCAAGCUGGUGUUUUGCUUUUGGUGGCGGUGAGCCUUUGACAGCUACUGUCACAAACGCUUUCGCUGAACUUCAACUACCACAGCUUCGGUUCUUUAACUCCUAUGGUCCCACUGAAAUCUCAAUCUCAUCGCACAAGACAGAGAUCCCAUAUCGGGACAGAGAAAGAGUUGAGGCUAUGGGUCGUAUUCCAUGCGGAUACUCUCUGCCGAAUUACCAUACAUAUGUCCUCGAUGAAAAGUUGAGGCCACUGCCAGCGGGAAUGCCAGGUGAGGUAUAUAUUGGCGGUGCAGGAGUAUCGCAAGGCUACCUUCACAACGAAGCGCUGACCGCAAAACACUUCAUGGUGAAUCCGCACGCAUCUACUGAAUACCUUGCUCAAGGCUGGACACGGAUGUAUCGCACCGGGGACAUCGGACACCUCACGCCGGAUGGUGCCCUGGUGUUCCGCAGCCGAUGUGUGGGUGACACACAAGUCAAAAUACGUGGCCUUCGUAUCGAGCUCCGUGAUAUCGAGAGCAACAUUGUGGCUACUGCGGGUGGCGCUUUGAAAGAGGCUGUCGUCACUCUACGUGCUGGAGAUCCAGAUUUUCUGGUUGCGCACGUCGUCUUCAGCCCUGGUCACGACACCCCAGAAAGGGAAGUCUUUUUAACCCAGCUUCUUGAGAGGCUACCACUCCCUCAAUACAUGAUUCCAGCUGUGGCAUUCUCACUGGAAAGACUUCCUCUCACCAACCAUGCUAAAAUUGAUCGAAGAGCGAUUCAAGAAAUGCCGCUGCCGCAGCGACUUAAACUCGCAUCGCCCGACAGUCCGCAAGAUCAUGUUCUUACUGAGACAAUGAUACAGCUAAAGAACGUGUGGCGAGAUGUUCUCGGAAAGAGUCACGGAGCUCUAGGCCUAGAGAUCGCCCCGACAAGCAGUUUUUUCCUUGUUGGGGGCAAUUCUCUUUUAGCUAUUCGUCUUCAAGCCAGGAUCCGGGCCGUCUUCAACGUUGCUAUUCGACUCGUUGAGCUUCUGGAAAAUCACACAUUGCGGGAUAUGGCGCGGAAGAUUGAAGUCAGCACCAGCGUUGACCCCAUAGACUGGGAAGAAGAGACAAGUCCUCCAACGAUUCCAACAUUCUUUGAGGAAAUUUUGUCGUCGCCGAAAAGAGAGAAAGAGAAAACUGGAAAGACAACUAUAUUGAUCACGGGCGCCACGGGCUUUCUAGCCAAACAUCUUCUUCCGCAGCUCGCAGAGCAUCCAAGUGUCGAAAUGGUUCACUGUGUGGCUGUGCGCGAGAAGCUUUCGGCUCCAUUUUCUCGAAGACUCCCAGUUGCCUCUGAUAAUAUCCUUGCUCAUGAUGGUGACCUAUCGCUCCCUUUGCUUGGCCUUCCAGAAGACAAGUUCCAGCUACUUUCUCAACAAGUGGAUGUGAUUCUUCAUCUAGGUGGUGUGCGCUCAUUCUGGGAUAACUACCAUGUACUCCGCCGCAGUAACGUUCACCCGACUCGCGAGUUGGUCAAGCUUGCCGCUGCUCGUCGCAUCCCGAUUCACUACAUUUCGACGGCCGGUGUGCUUUCAAGAGAGAUUGCAGCAGAAACUUCCGGCCCGGCCGCGUCAGCUGCCUCAUGGAUACCCCCGGUUGACGGUAGCAACGGGUACGUUGCAACGCGGUGGGCUAGUGAACGUAUUCUCGAGCGCGCAGGGGCAUCUCUGGGGGUCCCUUCAACGGUAUACCGUUUCCUACCCUCUUCCGAUGAAUUCAGCAACACGUCUUCGCAGGCCGUGCUGGACGACUUUGUCAAAUAUGUCGAUGCUUCAGGCUCAAUUCCUGAUAUGACCGGUUGGACUGGUCGCUUGGACCUCAGCCCGGUGAAUCAGGUGACUCAAUGGCUUUGCAGUCAUGUUCUUUCUAACGAGUCAGUUGUUGAAGGGGAAACUGUUUCUUCUACAAACACAAGAACGACUCACUUUAUUCACUACGAGAGUCCGUUUACUUUCACUGUGGACGAACUCGCGGCGUACGUUGAAAAGCAUCGCGGUGACCGAGGUCUCGAGCGAGUCCCAAUAUUGAAGUGGAUCGGAAAGAUCAAAGCUCUCGGGUUCGAAUAUUUCUUGACGAAUCAGGAUGCCAUCGUUGAACACUCAGAUAGAAGUGCGGUCGCCAGGUUUGAAUCGCGAAGAUAA